Molecule: messenger RNA, 3017 nt
Organism: Oxyura jamaicensis (ruddy duck)
Lineage: Eukaryota; Metazoa; Chordata; Aves; Anseriformes; Anatidae
Gene: SBDS
Product: SBDS ribosome maturation factor
Exons: 5
Coding region: 38-790 (250 amino acids)
Biological process (GO): ribosome biogenesis; cytosolic ribosome assembly
Source: RefSeq, a predicted model, not a curated record
CCGUGCGGCGCAGCGCGGCGGCGGCGGCGGUUCCGCCAUGUCCAUCUUCACCCCCACCAACCAGAUCCGUCUCACCAACGUGGCCGUGGUGCGGGCGCGGCGCGGCGGGAAGCGCUUCGAGAUCGCCUGCUACCGCAACAAAGUCAUGGGCUGGCGCAGCGGGGCGGAGAAGGACCUGGACGAGGUGCUGCAGACGCACACGGUGUUCGUCAACGUGUCCAAAGGGCAGGUGGCGAGGAAGGAGGAUCUCGUGCGGGCCUUCGGGACGGAUGACCAGACGGAAAUCUGUAAGAUGAUUUUAACAAAAGGGGAGUUGCAGGUGUCAGACAAAGAACGACAGACGCAGCUGGAGCAGAUGUUUAGAGACAUCGCAACUAUUGUGGCUGACAAAUGUGUGAAUCCUGAGACAAAGAGGCCAUACACAGUAAUCCUCAUAGAGAGAGCCAUGAAGGAUAUUCACUACUCCGUCAAACCAAACAAGAGCACAAAGCAACAGGCACUGGAAGUGAUCAGACAGUUAAAGGAGACCAUGCAAAUUGAACGUGCUCACAUGAGGUUACGAUUUAUUCUUCCAGCAAAGGAGGGGAAGAAACUCAAAGAGAAGCUCAAGCCACUGAUUAAAGUUAUUGAGAAUGAAGACUUCCACGAUCAGUUAGAAAUCGUGUGCCUUAUUGACCCAGGCUGCUUCAGAGAGAUUGAUGAGCUGAUCCGAACUGAGACAAAAGGGAAAGGAACGUUGGAAGUGCUCAGUCUGAAGGAUGUGGAGGAAGGAGAUGAAAAGCUUGAAUAAUGCGAACAGUACUACUUUAACAGCGAUCAACGGAAUGACUGGCAGUAGCCACUCAUUUCUGUUAGGCCUUCUUGUUUUUUCCAGUCUCUUGCUGCCAAAUACUUUCUGACACUAAUCCUUUGGGAUUUUUCCAUGCAGUGUGUUUUUUUUAUCAUUUUACACUUGCUUGGUUUAUAAAUGGUUUGCCUGUAGGAACAUUUUGUGUCAGAGUUGCACUAAUGAGGAUUGAGUUAAGACUUGAUAUGGAAGUUACUAUGGCUUUGGUUUACUUUAAGGGUUGCUGAUGGGGAGUGUUUGACUGAUAUGUCACCAAUCAUUUCUGCUUAAAUUGUCAGUGAUGAGUGGAAGAUUUCAUAUGUCACUGAGGGGAGGAACCUUUGGAAAAGGGAGAUGCAUUUUCACUUCCAAACAAGUGCAAAAUGUGGAUCAUGUGUAAACCGAUCUCUUGGCGGCAUGAAAACUGACCUAGGCUUCCAUAAUUGGCUGCUUAAUAAUUAGAGUAAUUUAAAGGACCAUUCUUGUAGAUUUUCUUCACUGGAUAUAACAGCACUCACUAACUUAGAAAAAACAUUCUCCAAAUAACUUAUUCGUAAAAUCUAUUUAGCUACAUUGAUAAAAAUGAAUUAUCAUCUAUUUAUAUAUUAUAGAUACAGAAAUAAAUAAAAUAAUUAUUUUUGUUAUAGCAUAGGAGGUAUCCCUGGCUGUGGUGAUGCUUUUCAUAGGCUGGAUAUGCUUUUUUGUGGGCCUGCAUUUCUGAGCUGUUCUCAUUCAUGCAAUGAAAUGAACUGAAUCUGUAGCCUCUGGCCAUUGCACUAGACAGGCUUUUGUUGGGCCGGAAUUCCCCCGUGGUACCUGUGUGUAUGUGUGCCUUGUCAUUUGAGUUUGAUGCAGAACAAUGCUUGCAGCUGUCCUUUAUCCCGUGUCUCUUUAUGCUGCUUUCUAAUACAUGCGCAGAAUUUCCAGCCAGAGGCGCGGUGUAUAGUUCUUCAAGUUUCUGUUAAAACUUGUCUCAAAUGUGUUGAACAAAUGCUUUUUAACUUGCAUAUUUCAAAUAAGAGGGGAAAAGAGGAUGAAAACUGGAGAAAGAGAUACUAAAAAUACCCCCAGGCCAAGUGGAUGUUCUUGGGAGACUGAAAGCCAAGCCAGCAGGAAUUUAAGGGGAGCCUUUAGUAUUAUAUACCUGUUUCUGUGCUGACAGUAUGCAGCAAAUCAGGAUUUGCAGGGUGGCCAGCUACUAGAUCUGUUUCAGAUGAGCAUGUGGUACCUUUAUUCUGUGCUGUUUACUUCUGGAGCAUGUGACCAUGCCUGUUAAAUGACAAUUAAACAGACUUCUGGGUUGUAUUUUGCACAUGACCUUUUCUGAUUUACCACUAAAACAUGAUGUGAAUUUUCUAGAAUUCAUGCGGGGAGAGAGAAAGUCAACUGGAGAAAGAUUUGAUAUGCCAGGUGCAGAGGAGCCCAUGUAUCUAGAUCCUUGGUCAAAGGUUUCCUCUCUGAAGUUGAUUUCUGCAGCAGCCUGUUGACGUGAGCUUGUGCAAGGCUGGGUUCAAUUUCUUUAGUAAUAUUUUGGGAGGAAUCCCUGCUAGGGAGCUUGAGUUCUGCUGAAGGGUCGUGAAAUUGAGAUUUCUUGAACCACUGUAUUCAUCUUUAAAUGUUUUCUAUUGCCCCCAAGAUAGUCUUCCAUCAUGUUUAAAUGCUGCCUAGGAAGGUUUAGUGGCAUAAUUUCUGUAUUUGUGAGGUGGACACAGCUUAAAUGUGGAGAGCUGGUGCUUGGAUAGAUAGGCAGAAUUCCUCAUGUAUACAAGUCCUUAGCAGCUUGUGCAUGAAGAGACGGCCACUUGAAAGACGAGUUAGGAAGCACUGAGGAUGAUGUUGAUAUUUAACUUGUCACUGGCACUUAGACAUAUGAAUGACAUGUUAGUUCUGCAAAGGAGACACUGAGCAAAAGCCUCAGAUGACAUUGUGCUGGUAAUACUUGAUUUCAUAAUUCUGUAAUUUCUUUGUUCUAUAUGUUCAACACCUAGAGCACAAUAGGAUGGCUUGAGUUACAGAAGUUUAACCUAAGCUGAUUUAUGAGCUUGGUGCAAGAAAGUCAAUUCCCUUACAAAGUUUUUCUAUGGUAGAGGGAGCUUGUUUUUAUUUAUAAACAUGCGUGCAUUUCUUGACAUGUUUGUAGUUCAGCAAGAAUGUAUGGUAAGCAUCAAAAUAAAUACCAGUAUUAAUAGCC